This is a messenger RNA of Ictalurus punctatus (channel catfish), 6133 nucleotides long. RefSeq names its product poly(A) polymerase gamma (gene papolg). Gene Ontology annotation, molecular function: poly(A) RNA polymerase activity; RNA binding. The record is from RefSeq and is a predicted model, not a curated record. Gene Ontology annotation, cellular component: nucleus. The transcript is spliced from 21 exons. Lineage: Eukaryota; Metazoa; Chordata; Actinopteri; Siluriformes; Ictaluridae. The coding region runs from base 2873 to 5176 and encodes 767 amino acids.
AUCGUUGGCCGGUGGGCGCCAUAUUGGAGUACAACUAUUGUUAUAAAAAGAGACGGGGCUGCUGUUAGCUGAGUUUAUGUUUUCUUCAAGUGUGAUUUAAAAUUAUAAGGUAUUUUCUACGAAGGGUCAUGAGAGAAAUGUCAGCGUAAGUCACAACCGCACAGCAGCGAGUUUCCUAUUAGAAAUAACUGUUUGAGAUGGUGAAAUAGUCGUUGCUAAGCUAAUUAGCCAGCUAGCGUAUUUUGUAUUCUCUAGCGUGCUUAGCAGAUAGAACAUCAACAACCAAAAUGUCCUUUAUGAAAAUAGUGUUCUUCACGGUGUUCACAGAUUCUCCAGUCAAAUAAAAUGGGUUUUAUUCCGCACAAGAUAUGGGAUGACAUUUGCCUUGUUGAUUUUGUGUUUGGAUUAGCUAAUAUUUAUUUGUUUACCAGGCGAGGCGCUAAAUUAGGAAGAACGUUAGAUCGGAUAAAGGAGCUGGGGGUAGCACCGCUGGAGUAGCUGUGCUGUGUUUGUAGUUAGCUAGCAGUAUAAACACAACCCGCUUCUUUAGCACUUGAUGGUUAGGGUUUUACGUCUGUUAAUUGGUCACUUUGCGCUGUAGUGGCUUAUGCAUUUAAAGGAGAACAAGUUUGGCUCAAACGCACUCACGUUAACUUGGUGGCCACAGCAAGCAAGCGACCAUUGACUAGCUGUGGAAUUGAGCUAGCAUCAUUAUUACGCAACCUCAAAGACUUUUUGGUACACAGAAGUGUGUUUGUUUAUUGGAUUUGUGAUUAUGUUAAUAUAGUGGUGUUAUUCCGAUAAAAGAAGCAUAUAUUAGUGCACUGGUGUUCUUGGUGUAUCCUACUUUGUCACAGUCAACGAAGCAGUUAGUAAGAAUACGUUGCAAUUCAUCAGUUCAUAGAUUGUGUGGUGGUGUUUUUUUGAGUCAACAUUCAACAAGUGCACUCUUAGUUUUAGUUAAUAAAAGGUUGCCAUAUUCAGCUUGUAUAUCAUACAUCUGACAAAUAAGAAUCUCCUUAUAUUUCUUCAGGUUUUUAUGGUGCAUGGUAUAAUAACCUAGUAUCGCAGUAUUAAUGGGCCAUUUAAAAACACUUUGUGUAUGUCUUUUUAUACAUCUUUGUAUCUUUAGCAGGAGGAAAAGACCCCCAAAUUGUUGUUUUCUUAUUUUUGAGAGGGACGUUCUCGUACAUUGUUAGUAUUUCUCAAAUUGUUGUAAGAUGAAGGAGAGAGUGACUGAGGAAAUACAGCACACUGAGUCAAAGAAAAGGUAAAAAGAGGUGGUUGGUUUAGGACUGGACAGCUAAAUAGCUAUGUUUCCAUCCACAACGUUUGCAGGAGCUUGCAUUUUUUUAUUUUAUUUUUUAUUAUUAUUUAAAUGAUUGCAGAUUUUCCUCAGAUUUGGUCCAGGAUGCGUCAUGUGAUGUCAUUACAAUGCGCAUUCAGCCAAAGUCCCCUUCGAUUUGAAUGCGUGGAAUGUGAGUACAGCUAAAAGAUCUCAUUUACCAACAGACAUACUUGUGAAAGAAUGUGCAAUUGCAUUUUUGCCAGUUCGAGUAGUUUUUUCACCAAAAAAAACCCUCAAAUUGCAUCGCCAAUUAUUUUUUAUAUAUAAAAAAAGUCGUUUAAAAAAAUCGCAGUAAAAUCAAGAUGCUGCAACAAUCACAAAAAACUCAGCGAGUACAGACUGUACAAUGGAAAUCACAUUUACCGAAUAUAUUUAGCGAUGUGCAUAAAUAAAAAUCUUGUUUUUGCCUCAACAAAACUUGAUUCUAUGAUUGGCUCAGAAAAGUAAAAUUAGUGGCCCAAUCUCAUUGCAUAGCGUCUCAAAUGUUCUUUUUGUAAUUCUGAAAUGCCUGAGCCAAAUCAAAAUGGUUUGGUAUUUAUCUCCCAGAACUGUCUCACACAAUCACGUUCCCAAAUAUCAGGCCUCUGCCUGCAACUGCAAUAACAUGAGGUUUGUGAUAGCAUUUCGUCUGCAUGGUCUGAAGUGCAAGUCAUUUAUUGUAUUGGAGAAAAGAGCCACAGUGUCUUCCCCGGUUGCAACAACUACCAUUUGUAUUGAUACUUUGCGCCAGUUUCCCCAGAAGUGACGAUUUUAUUUUCUUGAACACACGGGAUGGAAAUGGUGCUUUAUUCACAAAUGUUUUGUGUGAUAUUCCAAUUUUUCACAGAAGUUAAAUACACAACUUGGAUGGAAACAAAGCUAAUGUCAUGUUCUUCUGUAUGUUUGAUAGCCAUUGUGUAUGAUGAACUUGCAAACAUGCUAGGAGUAGCAGCAGAGAUGACAAUACUUAUAACAGUAGCGGAUUACACAACCGAAGUGUUUUCAGUGCAGUUCAUGUCUUCUAUUCUGAGACAGAUGUUGCAGUAGUAUGAUUUAUGGGGAGUUCAGAGAGGGAGGGAGUUGCAAAAUCCAUCGAAAUGUGGCACUGUAACAACCCUAAUUUCCAUAUAAAUGAAAAUUGAUAUGUAUAUAUCUCACGCAUAUAACUUUUCAUUUUUUCCCCUUUUUCUUUCUUCUUUCUCAAAGAAGUUGGCCAUUCUUAGUCCAGUCUAUUUCUUGUGUAGCUGCUAAUGUAAAGUCUGAGGUCAAGAUGAUGGGUUAACAUUGGAGGAGCUGAGACAGAACUGUCACUCUUCCAGAAGUAUUGUGGGUAUCAUCAGCAUUUCUGUAAUGCCAACUAACUGCAACUGGCAGCAUCAAGUAGCUCAUUGGAUAUUCAUUUGUUUAACCCAAUUUCUCUUAUUGUGCCUGGUUAAAUGGUGAAGUUUGAGCAACUUUAAAGGAACCCGAUCACUUCAAAUGGUUUACUGAAACUGGAAGUCAUGUUUUGUCUUUGUUAGCUAAAUAAAAUAUCACGUACAUAUUAUGAAAAUAUCUUCCAUUAUGUUAAGAUUUUUGUCCCUCAGUUGCACUUGGUUUUAUUUUCUUCUCAGCAGUUCGGGAAAUAAUAUGCUUGGCGGGCAGCAGCCUCAGAAACACUAUGGCAUCACGUCCUCAAUCAGCCUGGCCUUUCCCCGGGAUAUCGACCACCUGUACACUCAGAAACUCAUGGAGGCCAUGAAACCUUUUGGAGUGUUUGAGGAUGAAGAUGAGCUUAAUCACAGGCUUGCAGUUCUUGGUAAGCUGAAUUCAUUUGUUAAAGAGUGGAUUGCAGAGAUCAGUGAAUCAAAGAAUCUGCCCCCUUCGGCUGUAGCAAAUGUUGGCGGCAAAAUCUUUACCUUUGGGUCCUAUAGACUGGGAGUGCACACAAAAGGUGCUGAUAUAGAUGCCUUGUGUGUGGCACCUCGACAUGUUGAAAGGAGUGAUUUCUUUGCAUCUUUUUUUGAAAAACUCAAACAGCAUGAUGAGAUCAAGGACCUACGGGCUGUCGAAGAUGCAUUUGUCCCAGUGAUCAAAUUCAAGUUUGAUGGGAUCGAGAUUGAUCUUCUUUUUGCAAGGCUUGCCCUGCAGUCUAUCCCAGAUAACCUGGACCUUAGAGGAGAUUCUCUGCUCAGAAACCUGGAUAUUAGAUGUAUUCGCAGUUUAAACGGUUGUCGUGUUACUGAUGAAAUCCUGUACUUGGUGCCCAACAAAGAGAACUUCAGACUUACUCUACGGGCCAUCAAACUGUGGGCUAAGCGUCGUGGAAUCUACUCAAACAUGCUUGGCUUCCUGGGUGGUGUGUCCUGGGCCAUGCUGGUGGCCAGAACCUGUCAGCUUUACCCAAACGCUGUGGCUGCCACACUUGUGCACAAAUUCUUCCUUGUCUUCUCCAAAUGGGAGUGGCCAAAUCCUGUCCUUUUAAAGCAACCUGAAGACAGUAACUUGAAUCUGCCAGUCUGGGACCCACGGGUAAACCCAUCAGACAGGUACCAUUUGAUGCCAAUUAUCACACCUGCAUAUCCCCAGCAGAAUUCUACCUACAAUGUGUCCACCUCCACCCGCACAAUCAUGAGCGAAGAGUUCAAAUAUGGCCUUACAGUUACAGAUGAAAUCCUUCAGGGUAAGGCUGACUGGUCCAAGUUGUUCGAGCCACCAAACUUUUUUCAAAAGUACAAACAUUAUAUUGUGCUUACUGCCAGUGCAUCCACUGAGGAGAACCACCUAGAAUGGGUUGGGCUGGUUGAGUCGAAGAUUAGAGUGCUGGUUGGUAACUUGGAGCGAAAUGAAUACAUCACUCUUGCUCACGUGAACCCGCAGUCUUUUCCCUGGUCGAAGGAAAGCCGUAAUGACAAUGACUUUGUUUCAAUGUGGUUCAUUGGAAUCAUUUUCAAAAAGUUGGAGAAUGCUGACUGUGUGAAUAUUGAUCUGACUUAUGACAUCCAGUCCUUUACAGACACUGUCUACAGGCAAGCCAGUAACAUUAACAUGCUGAAGGAAGGGAUGACCAUCGAAGCCACACACGUGAGGAAGAAGCAGCUACAUCAGUACCUGCCUGCUGAACUUGUGCACAGAGGCAAGAAGAAGAGCUCGGGAGACCUGAAUCGCAGUUCAAAUGGUGGUGGGUCUAAACGCUGUUCGCUCGAUGGCAGUCAGCUGGACAGUUCCAGAGACACCGAUACAGGCACACCGUUCAGCUCUCCUACCGCAAUCAUAAAAAGCUGCAAGUCAGUCUCCACACCUGAUGACAGCAUUACCCCACCAACGCUUUCAGUUCCCAUGUUUGUGGAUAGCUCCCCAUCCUCAGAGUCAUCUCCUCCACAGAAAGGGCCAGGAAUGUCUAUUCCAGUAAUUGGAGCGCAGACAUCAGUCACACAGGUGGCCAAGCCCACAGUGCCUGUCACAGGGAGCACCAUUCCCACAGUGGUGGGCCGAAAUGUGAUGCCGCGUAUGAGCCCACCCAACACCAGCUCAUCUGACCUGACCAACGGCCUCAAUGGAGCUGCACCUAAGAGGCCCCACUCGCCUUCACUGGAGGAGCCACACAAGAAACUGAAGGACACAGAGCAGGUAUUUGCUGAUGAAGAUACAUUUAAAGAACCAUACCCACCUUCCUCUAAUGGCCAGGAAACAGGAGAUGGCCCAACAGGGGAGGGUCAUGCAAUUACAAAGCCUAUGCCCAUUCCCACUAUCGAUACAUCAAGAACACAGAGACUGCCCAGUAAAGAACUGCCAGAUGCUUCCUCUCCAAUACCUACAAGCAACCUGCGUGUCAUUAAGAACUCAAUCAGACUCACUCUUAACCGAUAGCAGUGAAUUCUCCAUAGGCAAUGGUAAAUCUGGCAGCCAUUCCAGGAUUUUCUUUUUCAUCUUAAUUUACCAUCAUUCAGACUGUCUGCCUGGAGGCUACUUGAGCGAGCCAGAAAGCUGUGGACAGCGUCAAUGCUUUUAAUUUCAGGUUGCCACAGGUGCUCAUCUGAUCUUCCUUGAGACAUUGUAAAACAUCAUCAGUAUAAAGUGUAGACUAUGGAUUUUUAUAUAUAUAUAUAUAUAUAUAUAUAUAUAUAUAUAUAUAUAUAUAUAUAUAUAUAUAUAUAUAUAUAUAUAUAUCUCUGCCUCAAUGUGUCAAAUACUUGCUGAGUGGACAUCUAUCUGAGCGUGCUUUGACAUGUAACUUGUACAGUAGAUGUAGUUUGUAUAUAAUGUCUUUAAAGUCAUUGUUAAUCUUUCUAUACCAUUCUAUUGUAGUUUUUACUAACAAAAAAAGUUUAAAAAAAAAAAAAAGUUUUUUUUUUUUUUUUUUUUUUUUUAACUUCCCAGUCUUUUGAUAUGACGUCAUGGCUCUAAUAGUGUUUAGACCAGGACAUUUUUGGAGACUGAGGAAGUUGAGUGGGCCUGCCUUGUCCUAAACAUGACCUAUUUACUGAUAUCAACCCACUGUCUUAGCACGCAUGUAUUUACCACUCCUGUAACAGUGUGAAGGCUGAGGUUGGAUAUUGUUUGUAAGGCCAAGGUGGACAGAGCAGGUCAUGUAAAGCUUGUGUUUUGCUAAAAGCGGUUAUAUUAUUGCAGUAUGAGGUCAGAGUGAAAUGUGUGUGCGUGCGUGUCUGUGCGAGUGAGAGAUUUAUUCCCUGACUUUAGGGCUUCACCCCUGUGCCUCCCAUGGAGGUUUCUUUGGCAGCAGCAUAUUACUUUCAGCAAACAGAAAAUGCAGAAAAAUGUUAUUCCUCAGUGCCCCAGAACCCCAACACCCCCACCCCCACCCCA